AGUACACAAUUCUGUCACUAAGGAAAGGCAGAUAGGCUUUUGCUGAUCAGAUGUUGUUGCUAAUCAUGUUUCAUCGCAAUGCCCCACACAUAAAACCCAAGUGAGUUUGACUUCAGGAAAUACUAACAUAUGCCUUCAUGGCUUAAAACAAGGACAGUGUAAGUCUGGUCAGGAAAUAAAAUCAAGUUAUGGCAGCGUAUUUCUUCUCUUCUCCCACCUUCUAAACUGAAGGAAUGGCCUCAAAUGGAAAUUCUAAGAACAAAUACUAUUUGUCAUACAGGUCGGUGUGACCCACUGAGAAUUCUCGUGACCAAGCCUCUCUUCUGAUACAGUUGACUUCUCUGGACACUGCCUAGUUUGAAGAUUUCAAAAGGCCUGAUGAGUUUGUGCUUAAAUGAAGUCACAUAGUGUGGAUAUGUCAGAAGAAUUGGUGCCAGCCCCUGGGGACACAGGCAGAAGUCCAGCCACACUGCAAGUGACAUAACAUAAUGACAAGUGACAUAACAAUUGACGCCAGGCCCUGGGACACCGGCAGAAGACCAUCCACACUGCAAGUGCAGAAAGCAGGUAACUGUCCUGAGUUGUUUCACUCCACGUCCAACCCUCCAAGUUCUCAAACUUCCCAAGAAAGACGUGGUGGAGGCAACCAGCAACGUCUCAGCUGCUCUACAAAGAACUCCAAAGGAUCAAAUAGAGAUGACAAGUACUCAAUUUGAUUGUCAAUACUGCACGGUAUCCCUUCUUGGGAAGAAGUAUGUGCUCAAGGAUGAUCAUCUAUACUGCGUCUCCUGCUAUGAUCAGAUCUUUUCUAACUAUUGUGAGCAGUGCAAAGAACCAAUUGAAUCAGACUCUAAGGAUCUUUGUUACAAAAACCGUCAUUGGCAUGAAGAAUGCUUCAAGUGCACCAAAUGUCAUGAGUCUUUGGUGGAAAAGCCUUUUGUUGCCAAGGAUGAGCGCCUGCUGUGCACAGACUGCUAUUCUAACGAGUGUUCCUCCAAGUGCUUCCACUGCAAGAGAACCAUCAUGCCAGGUUCUCGGAAAAUGGAAUUUAAGGGCAACUACUGGCAUGAAACCUGCUUUGUGUGUGAGCACUGCCGACAGCCAAUAGGAACCAAGCCCCUGAUCUCAAAAGAGAGUGGCAAUUAUUGUGUGCCGUGUUUCGAGAAGGAGUUUGCUCAAUACUGCAACUUCUGUAAGAAGGUGAUAACUUCUGGUGGGAUAACCUUCCGAGACCAGUUAUGGCACAAAGAAUGCUUUCUGUGCAGCGGCUGCAGGAAAGAGCUUUGUGAGGAGGCGUUUAUGUCCAGGGAUGAUUUCCCAUUCUGCUUGGAUUGCUACAACCAUCUUUAUGCCAAAAAGUGUGCAGCCUGCACCAAACCCAUCACUGGUCUCAGAGGUGCGAAGUUCAUCUGCUUUCAAGACCGCCAGUGGCACAGUGAAUGCUUCAACUGUGGGAAGUGCUCCGUCUCCCUGGUGGGUGAAGGAUUCUUGACUCAGAACACGGAAAUCUUCUGCCGCAAGUGUGGUUCCGGGACAGACGUUGACAUGUAGAAAGAGACAGCCUUUUCCCACCUGAAAUCCGCUUUGCCUUUGCUCUCACUAAAUUGGGAACUCCGUGGCAAUAA
This is a messenger RNA of Peromyscus eremicus (cactus mouse), 1625 nucleotides long. RefSeq names its product four and a half LIM domains 5 (gene Fhl5). Bases 697 to 1551 code for a protein of 284 amino acids. Lineage: Eukaryota; Metazoa; Chordata; Mammalia; Rodentia; Cricetidae. Gene Ontology annotation, molecular function: transcription coactivator activity. Gene Ontology annotation, biological process: positive regulation of transcription by RNA polymerase II. Gene Ontology annotation, cellular component: nucleus; Z disc. The transcript is spliced from 6 exons. The record is from RefSeq and is a predicted model, not a curated record.